AUGGACAAUUCAUCGAAACCGUCGCCGCAGACCUCGCUCUUCCAGGUGUACCUCCGCCUGCGGCCACCUAUCCAGCCUCCGAUCCCGAAGCAGAAAGAGGUGCCAGAACCAUGGCUUAUCGUCGAGCCUCCAAGUCCAACAACGGCCGAGGAUGAAAAUACGACCAAGACUUUCCCUAAACAUGUCACACUACAACCGCCGAACGAUUCACGAAAACGAGCGAUCGAGAGGUUUGGGUUCACCAAGAUCUUCCAAGAGGAGGCGACCCAGCUGGACGUCUUUCGGGAGACGGGUACGGCCGAUGCGAUACAAAGUGUUCUACAGACCGGUAGAGAUGGUCUAGUGGCAACUCUGGGGGUCACGGGGAGCGGAAAGAGCCACACUAUCCUUGGAUCCAAUUCUCAACGAGGACUGACUCAGAUGACGCUGGAUGUGCUGUUCAGAUCAAUAGGGGAGAAGAUCCGACGACCUCAUCACCCGGAUUUACCAACAGAUACCGAACUUCUUUCAUCUCUUCAGGCUUCAGAUGCCUCGGAAGCUCAGGUCCUGUCGGCAACGACGUUUCUAGACUCAAGCUACAGUGAUGGUGACCGAGCCAGACUGUCCAGAGCUCAAACACCAAUGUCAAGAGCGCAGACUCCGAUGAUGGUAGGCAAACAAACCCUUGAACUUCCCGGUUCAUUCCCCCAUUCUCCAGACUUCCAACCCUGCAUAGCCCUACCAUCGUUACCCUCAAGAUUUGGCCUGGAUCGUUCUGCAGUUACACCGCCUUCCAUACGGAUGAUACCGAAUACCCCUGAAAUAGAACCUUCGUCCGAGAAGGAGCCAUGGCGACCUCCAUCCAAAGUUCCAUUCCUUACCCGCUUGAAGAGUCUGCGCAAGUCACCUGCUAAACCCAGUGUUGUGAAGGAUACCGCAUCGCAUUACACUCGAAGACCUCCGCUACCACGCCCGAGCACCUUCCCACAAUCUCCGGACGUGGCAUCAUUCUCCAUGGAUAGCGCCGCACACUCCGAGUAUGCGGUCCUCCUUUCCAUGUACGAAGUCUACAAUGACCGCAUUUUCGACCUGCUGUCCAAUCCCACAUCACCCAAUGCAGCUCCAAUGGCAACCAGACAAGGAGCCGCACUGCAAAAGGGAUUGCUUCGGCGACCAUUACUUUUCAAGAAUACAGAGAUGUCAUCCGACCGUAAAGUCGUUGCCGGCCUCCGCAAGAUCGUAUGCGGAAGUUACGACGAAGCCAUGCUGGUCCUCGAGACUGGCUUGACCGAGAGACGAGUUGCAGGAACCGGCAGCAACAGUGUUAGUUCGAGAAGUCACGGCUUUUUCUGCAUCGAAGUCAAGAAGAGACCUCAGAUGCAAGGGUAUGGCGCGCCCGUGAUGCCCACCUGGACCGGAGGUACCAUGUCGAUUGUCGAUCUGGCCGGGUCUGAACGUGCCAGGAAUGCCAAAACCACUGGAUCAACGCUCGCCGAGGCUGGAAAGAUCAACGAAAGUCUGAUGUAUCUCGGCCAAUGUCUGCAGGUCCAGAGUGAUUCUCAACAAGAAGGGAGCAAACCCAUCGUGCCGUUCCGACAAUGUAAGCUCACGGAGCUUCUGUUUUCGAAUUCUUUCCCUUCGUCCAAUCAUGCCACAAAUUGCAGACCGCCGCAAAAGGCCAUUAUGAUUGUGACGGCAGAUCCAGCAGGAGAUUUCAAUGCCACGAGUCAGAUCCUGAGAUAUUCGGCGUUGGCUCGAGAAGUGACGGUCCCGAGGGUGCCCAGCGUGACCAGUGCAAUCCUCGGCGGCGUAACAAAAGGGAAGCCUGGGCAGAAUGGACGCCACACUCCACAUGACAUGCACAACAACUAUUUCAGCGCUCAAGAAUUGGAACAAGCCACUAACGAAGCGGUACGGCUGGCGGAAGAAUGUAAUUUGUUGUCUGUCCGUCUCGCAGAAGAAGAAAUCAAGAGGACGGAGGCUGAGCUGCAACUGCAAGCAGCCGAAGAGAGGCUAGGCGUCAUGGAACAAGAAGUGCGAGAAGAAUGUUGGAGCGAGAUGGAAGAGCGGAUGGAAGAAGAAAAAGAGAGAUGGAGGUUGGCUUGGGAGCAGGAGAAGGUUCGCGGGGAAGAAUUCAUCGACGGCAAGCUCGAGAUCCUGGAGAAGACAACCAAAAUCAGUAUUCACGAAGACAUAUCGAGUGAGACCCGAGUGGACGAGCUCGAGCGGGAGAAUGAAACCCUUCGCGCCAAGUUACGUGCAUUGGAGCAGGAAAUGCAGACCAGAAGUCCCACCAAAAAGGCUCGAGGGGGUGCGGCAGCAGUAACGAAGGCCCCUGUCAAAGGAGGACUGGUCUUGCAAGAGACUUCAAACAGCAACGUCGCAACGAAUCCGUUUCUGGCUUCUCUGAGACUGCGCGACAGCGAGGCGACCAUCAAGGGGAGGGCCAGCGAGGAUGAUCUUCAAGUGUUGGAUGUUUCUCCGCGAAAACUGUCGUUGAGGAGUUCGAGUGUGACGCGGGCCAUGGUGCAGGAGGAUCAGCCGCAGCAGCAGCCAGCGCCGACGACUGUCAAGAAGCAGCGCAAGUUGACGACGAGGAAGUGGGAUCUGGGAGAUCCGGAUGACCUGUUUUGA
This is a messenger RNA of Capronia coronata CBS 617.96, 2613 nucleotides long. RefSeq lists its product as uncharacterized. Gene Ontology annotation, cellular component: kinesin complex; microtubule; nucleus. Gene Ontology annotation, molecular function: microtubule motor activity; ATP hydrolysis activity; microtubule binding. Gene Ontology annotation, biological process: microtubule-based movement. The coding region runs from base 1 to 2613 and encodes 870 amino acids. The record is from RefSeq and is a predicted model, not a curated record. The transcript has 2 exons. NCBI's taxonomy places the organism in Eukaryota, Fungi, Ascomycota, Eurotiomycetes, Chaetothyriales, Herpotrichiellaceae.